AUGUCAGAAGAAAAAACUACCUCGAUUAAAAUUGAACCACUAGAAUAUUCAGCAGAAGAUCCUCAAAAUGAAGAGGAUAUUAAGUCUGAAUCUUGUUCAGAGAAUGGAGAAACAUGUCUGGAAAGAUUUAUGAAUUCUAAAAUAACUGUAGAGGAAGAAAUCAAACAGGAAUUAAUGCAGGCUCCUAUAAACCCUUUCUACGAGGACGACGAUGAUUUAGAUUUAUUAAAGUUUGUGGAUGUUGAAAGAAAUAAGGGUUAUCUUGACAAAGUGGUUCCAUUGUAUGACGAGGCACAGUUUAUGGAACACUUUAGAGUUAGCAGAAAUGUUUGUAAACAAAUAUCUGACCGAUAUAAAGCAAGUGCAAUCUACAAUUUAAAUACAUAUAGAAUAUAUGGAAAAAUAAGUGCUUUACAUCAGGUGCAGAUUUUUUUGUGGUUUGCGGGACAUGAAAGUGCCAGCUACAGGGAUGUCAGUGAUCGUUUUGAUAUCACUUUAAGUUCUUUGCAUAGAAUAAUUCGAAGAGUUACUUCUUUUCUAAGUUGUAUCAGUUCUGAAUUUAUAAAGUGGCCAAAUCAUGAAGAAAAGUUAUUGAUUGCUGAAGGAUUUUUACAAAAAGGAUUUCCUAAUGUAAUUGGAGUAAUCGAUGGGUGCCACAUACGAAUAAACACACCUGCAAAGGAUUCAAGAUCUUUUUUAAACCGAAAAGGAUACUGUUCCAUAAAUAUGCAAGCUGUUUGUGAUGAUCAGAACAAAAUUAUUGAUGUUUUUAUUGGAUGUCCUGGUUCAGUACAUGAUGCCAGAGUAUUCAGAAGAUCGAAUUUGGGUUUAAAUUUAAAUCGAAAAUGUGGUCGAUAUUUUUUAUUAGGAGACGCAGCCUACCCGCUGAAAACAAAUUUAAUGACACCAUUUCGAAAUAUUAAUUCUCUAACGCAAACCCAGAAAAAUUUUAAUAAAAAACUUAACAGUGCUCGAAGUACUAUUGAACAUACAUUUGGAGCAUGCUGUGUUUUACACAAUUGGAGCAUAAAAGAAAGUUUUGAAUGUUUGCAGAGAAGCCAAAAUCUUUCUCGCUUGAACAUUGAGUCUUCGGUUGAAGAUGAAGUUAAUGCCGAAGAAAUAAAUGCCCGAUUGCUUCGCGAUCAGAUAGCAGCUGCUUUACUAUAA
Messenger RNA from Ctenocephalides felis (cat flea), 1167 nucleotides. Its product is annotated as putative nuclease HARBI1. The record is from RefSeq and is a predicted model, not a curated record. Bases 1 to 1167 code for a protein of 388 amino acids. NCBI's taxonomy places the organism in Eukaryota, Metazoa, Arthropoda, Insecta, Siphonaptera, Pulicidae. The transcript has 6 exons.